Messenger RNA from Ilex paraguariensis (yerba mate), 1311 nucleotides. The record is from the annotation of a GenBank genome assembly. Lineage: Eukaryota; Viridiplantae; Streptophyta; Magnoliopsida; Aquifoliales; Aquifoliaceae.
CCAUUACCCUCCUCUAUUCUUCCACAUGGCACAUAAGCUGCUCGACAGAAAGUCUCUGUGAAACCCGAAACGAACCGUGAAAACACACACACACACACACACACACACUCACACUCACACUCACAAAGAAGCAGAGAUGUGGAAGCGCGCGAAUUUACUGUGUGCGCUAGUAUCUUCCUCGAACUCGUCUCUUCUUGACCAGGCAGCCAAUGGGUUUAAGAAUUGGAAAGCAUUCAGCACAGAAAUACUGAAACCGGCAGGAGGUGGAAUCUCCCCCAAAGAGAGAACCCCAUAUAUUACUUUUGUCCUAGGAGGCCCUGGCAGUGGAAAAGGUACACAGUGUGCACGGAUCGUAGAGACAUUUGGGUUCACCCACCUAAGUGCAGGAGAUCUCUUAAGGAAGGAAAUAUCCUCUAAUAGUGAGAAUGGCUCCACGAUUCUUAACACAAUCAAGGAAGGAAAAAUUGUUCCUUCAGAAGUGACUGUCAAAUUGAUCAAGAGGGCAAUUGAAUCAUGUGAAAAUUAUAAGUUUCUCAUCGACGGUUUCCCAAGGAGUGAAGAGAAUCGCAAGACAUAUGAACGAGUUAUUGGCACGGGACCAGAUGUGGUGCUUUUCUUUGAUUGCCCCGAAGAAGAGAUGGUCAAACGAGUGCUUAGCCGUAAUGAGGGACGAGUUGAUGACAAUAUAGAUACAGUGAAGGAACGGCUCAAAGUGUUUACGACUUUGAAUCUUCCUGUUAUUAAUUACUACACUGGGAAAGGGAAACUUUACAAGAUCAAUGCUGUAGGAACAGAAGAGGAGAUAUUUGAACAGGUUCUGCCUGUUUUUGCUUCAUGGAGGUGAAUAAAUGAAAAGAACUGAGAGGAACAAAGCUACCAAAAUUUUUGGUAUUUGGCGGCUGCUAUCCUGUUAAUUUCCACAAAGAGGACUACAGGUUAAUUGGCAUUUCUAUUUUCCAUAAGUCAGGAAAUUUAAAUGCUCGGAACCACUCAUCAGCCCAAUGGGUAGCAAAUUCUGCUCCCCCCACCCCACCCCACACUUAAAAAACCCUCACGAGUAAGCACGCUAUCAUUGAUAUAUGUUAUCACCAAACAGUUAUACAAUUCCAGUAAGUCUGUUAAACCUGUAGUUAUUAAAUGUUCUGGUUAUAUAUUGUAAUUGGAGUAUUCGGGUUGACUAAUGCCUAUUUGCUGCUUUUGCAUUUAGUUAGUGAUGUCACAUAUCAAUGGUGACAUUGUAUCACAUAAUGAAUAUUUACUCCCCAGGCCAGGUUCCCCACACGCCCCCACAAGUAGUUUAUGGUGUUUGUG